ACAACAACAGCAACAACAACAACAACAACACCACCUACAACAGCAGCAGCAGUCACAACAGCUGCAACAAGCACAGCACCAACAUCACCAACAUCAUCAGCAUCACCAGCAUCAUCACCACCACCAAGAUCAGCCACAGCAUCCUUCCCACUCUAUACCACAGACUCCAGAAGAGCAUCUGCACCAUCUUCAGUUACAAGAGCAUUUAGAACAGCUUCAACAUCAUCAUCAUCUUCAACAGCAUCAUCAUUCUCAACAACAUCAACAUCAGCAGCAACAUGCACACUCAGGGACAUCAAUGGGUCAUGCUGUGACUGGACUUCCUCAUGCCUCUGUGUCAAAUGGCUUUUCUGGUGAUAUGCCAUUAGGUAUGGCACAGUCAUUGGUUCACAGCCUAGCAGGGAUUGGUGCAAUUGCUGGUUUAAGUGGCUUAUCGAACUUAGGACCAACAGGCUUAGAGGGUUUGAGUAGUGCGGUGUCAGUUGGAAUGUUACCUGGUCUUGAGGCGGUGUCUUCAAGUAAUGCUGCUAUGUCUGUGAGCAUAUCCUCUAAUGCAGUACCAUCACAUAAUCAAAUGAUGGCAAGCGGUCAUGAUUCUCAGCAGGAUAUCCCUUCACACCUGCCAGAAACCAGUUUAGCAGAUUUAAAAGCAGCCGGUCUUGACACUAGUUUAGGUUAUUUCCCUUCAGUGUCACAAGCACAAGGUGACCCAUCUAUGAUGCAUAAACAAACAGAAGAGGAGCUUCAGGCUGAUGCCCAAGCAGCACUACAGAGAGAACAUGCAGAGGCAUCAGCACUUGCUACUUAUUUAGCAGCACAGGACAAGAAAAUGCAUUCUUCAGCACCUGAAACUCCCAAGUCAUCAGGUGGAGCCUCAUUUAACAAACCUAAGCCAACACCUAAGAACCUAAGCUCGUGGUCUUCACUAGCCCAAAGUGCCGUCCCAUCUCCUACUGCUUCGACCUCCCUCAAGACUUCUGCAAGUGAUUCAUUUGCUCAGUUCAAGAGAGUUGCAAAAGAGAAGGAAGCUAGGCAACGCCAGAUUAUUGAACAGCAAGAGCAAAGAAGACAACAAAAAGAGCAGGUUGAAAAGGAAAGAGCAAGACAAGAAGCAGAACGAGAUCGUGCGCGCUUGGAGGAAGAAGCACUAGAGAGAGCCAUGGAGCAGGCUAAAGAAGCAAGAGCUACUCAGGAACUGCAGAGAAGAGAACCUGUGACCAUCAGAGAGAGAGCUGCUCCCAGUGCCAAGGUUGCUACUCCCAUGACUGCUUCUACAUCACCUCACCCUCAGCUAGCAACACCUGCAGGUCCACCCAGCUCCCACCCCCCGGCCACUCCAACAUCCUCGCAUGAUAACGCGAAGCUUAGUGACCGCGAUAGACAAAAACUUAGAGAACAAGAACGAAGACGGAGGGAAGCGAUGGCAGGUCAAAUAGAUAUGAAUCGCCAGAGUGACCUGAUGGCUGCGUUUGAAGAGCAGUGUGGAAAAUAAAUCCUAAAAUUGACCAAAAAAUAUGCUCUGUUCAUGUCAGCUCUGUUCCUUGUACACAACUCGACUCAGAUAUCACCUAAGUCCCAUUAUUUGACAUGUUUUGUACAUAUAGUCAUAGCUGUGUUUAUAUUUAUUAUGGUUCUGUGAGAGUUCUUGUUGUUGCUGUACAUUUAUGUAUGAAACUUAUGGAUGUAAAUGUUACAUUUUGGCUGUGAAAUCGUCCCUUGCCAAUGCAUGUUGUCAACAGGAUGUACAACCAUUGGCCUCACUGCUUGAUGGCACUCUGUUCAUUUGGCCAGCCCUGGAUACAAAAAUACAAGUCCUGUUACUGCUGAAACCAAGUGAUUUUUUUUGUCAUUUGAGCUAAAAUUGGCCCUUAAAGGUGCCAUAUGAUGUGGCGUUAAAAGAGUGAGCUAUAUUGAUGAGUGUGAAGAGCAGUGCACGUGCUCAACUGUUUUGAUCAUUGUCAGGAUGAGCACAAGACCUAGCUUAUCACUUGCAGUGUACUACAUCAUGGCAGAAUAUUCUGUUUUGUCCGCCUCACGAUAUCUUUAUUAACUUUGAUGACUCUCAAUUCCACUGUUUUUUGCUUGUAAUUUUAUUAUUUCAUGAGUAGCAUUAGUGAUUAGGAAAGGCACACCUUUUGUGGUAUGUUAAAUACCUCCUAAAAUGAUUAUGUAUAUUUUUUGUUACCUUUGAAAACAUUCUGCAAGUGAGGAAAAGUCAGUGAAAUGAAAUUUCAAGAGCAUUUUGGCAGUGGAAUAACUGAAUCAUCUUUAUUUACAGUAUAUUGCUGUAUUGGUGCUUCACUGAGGAUAUAGGACAAUACAAAUACUCUGCAUUUGAAUCUUGUUUCAAUAUUACAAUUGUUCUGAAGAUUCUCAGUUGUCAGCUGAUUGUGUUACUCAGCUGCUAACGUAUGUUAUGGCAUCUUAGCCAGACAUUUAAACUUUCCAUAUUGACCAACGAUUUUCAACUAAGGAAAUGUUAAUCAAUAUUAGAUUUAGGAACUUUUUUAAUAAAAGGUGUUGAAGUAUUAGGCCUAUGGGCCUGUAGACCAUCAGUUUGGGUUUCUUUAUUUCUAUAACCUUUGGUAUGCUUUUGUUUAUUCUUGAUAUCAUUUACAUCUUUUUAUGAACUCAGUUUGCCAUAUUGCUUCAAGAAAGCUUCUCUAAAAUUUCAUAUUUGGGACUUACCUUAGAGUGACUACAAAUAAUAAUGGUAUUAGUAAGCAGUGACCAGUGAUGCUGUCUCAGUAGGUACAUUAAUUUUUAUAUUGCCUCAAAUACUCACACUUUUUGGUGGUUAAAACAUAUAUUGAGUUUAUUUUUUUUUUUUUUUUUUUUUACAUUCUAUAUUGUGGAGACAUCUUAGUAAAUAGUCAUAUUGCAACAUGCAGGAGGUUGUGCUAUGUCGGUGCUCCAGGGCUGCUGACCUUUGUAUAUAGCUGUAUAGUUUGUCAUGAUAAUAUUUAAUAAACAGAGAUGACAGCCAUGACUUGACUCCAGUGAAAUAGUAUACUGCCAUAUGCAUCACAACACAUACUGGCUUAUUGCAUUCCAUAUUCAAAUACUUUUUUUGAGUGUCAGAAAUUGAAUACCGUUGAUCAAAAACUUGAAAUGAGUAAAAUUGGUUUUACAGAAUUAGACUCGGGAAGUUUAUUUUAUGCUCCUGUUAUAUUAAGAUCAAAGCUCUUGUUAGGUUGAAAUUGAUAGUUAUUAGGAUUACUGCAGUUGAGCCCGGACACUUUCUCAUCACUAGACAGUGAGGUAAGUGUGAUAGCGUUAUUAUAUAAACCACUUUCCUGCCAUGACCGUUGAGUCACUUGUGCUGAAAUCUACACUUGCUGGAUGGUUUGUAAAUUCAAAUUUUAGGCCUUGUAAAUUAAUCAUAUAUGAGUAGAUGCGUUACUUUAAUAACUGGAUUUAGAGGUAAUGAGUUUCUAGUGAGAUAUACUUCCAUCUCUGGAAGCAUGAGUUUAUUCACUUAUGUCCAUAAGUAUUUUGUCUUAAAAAAAUUACAUUUAAUGAAAUUUUUCUUGUUGAAAAGGUACAUACAAAUGAUCUGAGUGGGCCUCUAAAAAUUCGCAAAUUUAUAUUGUUUAUAAAGUUGCAUUAAUUAGUCGUGUGAGUUCUUCAGAUUCCCGAGACUGAAAAUGACCAAUGACUACAUUUCUGAUUCAUAUAAUCUUGCUGGCAGGAUUGUAAUUAAUAAAAUAUAAAUAAUAUACAAAAACCACUGUGGUAUUAAAAUAUUAAUAAGAAUA
Messenger RNA from Cherax quadricarinatus, 3758 nucleotides. The record is from RefSeq and is a predicted model, not a curated record. NCBI's taxonomy places the organism in Eukaryota, Metazoa, Arthropoda, Malacostraca, Decapoda, Parastacidae.